Messenger RNA from Aspergillus mulundensis, 1584 nucleotides. Its product is annotated as MFS transporter. The record is from RefSeq and is a predicted model, not a curated record. Gene Ontology annotation, molecular function: transmembrane transporter activity. The transcript is spliced from 4 exons. NCBI's taxonomy places the organism in Eukaryota, Fungi, Ascomycota, Eurotiomycetes, Eurotiales, Aspergillaceae. The coding region runs from base 1 to 1584 and encodes 527 amino acids. Gene Ontology annotation, biological process: transmembrane transport.
AUGGACGUGGAACAUUCUCCCAACCCGCGCGCGCCAACGCCCGAUAAGAACGCUGACAACAAUGCCCCCUCCCUUUCCUCAAGCCGCUCCGCCCUCGAGGCCGGCGACACCGACAUCCUGGGCGGGGAGAAGCUGGACGCGGUCCUCACCGCAAAAAUGGCCCUGGUCAACGACGCAAUCGACGAAAUCGGCUUCACCCCCCACCAAGCCAAGCUCUUCUGCCUCAAUGGCUUCGGAUACGCAGUCGACUCGCUGAUUCUCCUUCUCCAAUCGAUUGUCGCGACGCAGGCGAUGCUCGAGUUCCGGCCGGCUUUCGAUACAGGAUUAACCAUCGCGGUGUAUGUGGGGAUGCUGGUUGGGGCGCUGUUCUGGGGCUUCUCGGCGGAUGUGAUCGGGCGGCGCUUCGCGUUCAAUGUGUCGCUGUUCAUCUCGUCGGUGUUUACAAUCGUUGCGGGCGCGUCGCCGAAUUGGAUUGUCCUGGGUCUGUUUACGUGUCUCAGUGCGUUUGGGGCUGGGGGAAAUCUGGUGCUGGACACCGCGGUCUUCUUGGAGUACCUGCCCAGUCGGCAUUCGUGGUUGGUGACGCUGAUGGCGGCGUGGUGGGGCGUCGGGCAGUUGAUUGCGGGUUUGAUUGCGUGGGCGUUUAUGCCGAAUUUCUCGUGCGCUGAUGCGGCUUCUUGCACGUACGACAACAACCAGGGCUGGCGCUAUGUCUGGUAUACCUCGGGCGCAUUUGUGUUUGUCCUGUCGAUUCUGCGAGUCACGGUCGUCCGACUGCAGGAAACGCCCAAGUUUUUGGUUUCAGAGGGCAAGGACGAGAAAGUGGUUGCGGUGCUGCAGGAGAUUGCGGCCAAGUAUCAGCGCCCGUGCAGCCUCACCAUGGACCAGCUCAGGGCGCUCGGAGAGACCCCAACGCGCGCUUCUGGUACUCGCCGUUCGUUCCAGAUCAUCUUGGUGUCGGAGCUCGGUUAUCACCUCCGCGGACUGUAUGCGACUCGGAAGAUGGGCCUGUCGACGAGCCUAGUCUGGCUGUCGUGGCUGCUCAUCGGCCUGGCCUAUCCGCUGUUCAACGUUUUCCUGCCCAAGUAUCUUGCGUCUCGCGGUGCUGAGUUUGGCGAAGACAGUCCGUACAUUACCUGGCGGAACUAUGCGAUCACCAACAUGUGCGGCAUCUUCGGUCCCAUCCUGGCUGGCUUCAUGUGUCGCCUGCGGUGGUGCUGGGGCCGGCGAGGCACCAUGAUCUUUGGCGCGCUCAUCACGAUGGUCUUCUUCUUCUGCUACACGCAGGUGCGCACGGCCGAUCAGAAUGUGGCCUUUACCUGCAUCAUCAACUUCUGCCUCAACAUUUACUACGGGACGUUGUACGCCUAUACGCCCGAGGUCCUCCCAUCCGCCCAUCGGGGCACAGGCAACGGCAUUGCGAUCGGACUCAAUCGGAUCAUGGGGAUUGUCAGUGCAGUGGUCGGCAGAGAAGCAGAUACGAGCACCUCGGUCCCGCUGUACAUCUGCGCCGCUUUGUAUAUCGUCAUGGCCAUCAUCGCCGGGGCCUUUCCCUUCGAGCCGCUCGGUCGGCGCAGUAGCUAG